UAGAUAUUUUCAGGAGCCGGUGUCAGACGGAGGCACUAGGUCUAACCCUGCCUUAUCUCUUUAUAUCGCGCAUUUUUACUCAACUGUUUACAAAACAUUGCAGGGGAACUGCCGUAGCUCGCGUUAGGUUUUCAUCCUUUUGCCGGGACUACGUUUUUGGCUAUAUUUUCCUGGGCCACAGGGACUGUUUUGUUGUCUGCUAUUCGGAUGAAAGGAUCCCUACCGCAUUUUUGUUCCUGCAACGUGGACUCGGAGCUCAGCACGGGAGAGUCGCACUGUCGGAAUAAAACUACUCCUUUCAACAAAACAAAAACGAAGACGAAGGGCACACGUCGUUGACCUGCAGUGGAUAUUAAAGGAAUGCUGCUGUCCAAGCUCAAUUCUCUGGCCCACAUCUCCACCGUAGACAUGCCGGCGAAAAUCCAGCUCCAGGUUCAUCAAGUGAAGGAGAGGGAGCCUUUCGAGAAGCUUUAUCAGGUCGGCGCCGUGCUGGGCAGCGGCGGCUUCGGAACCGUCUACUCCGGAACGAGGAUAGCCGACGGAGCUCCGGUCGCUGUCAAACAUGUAGCCAAGGACCGAAUCUCGGAGUGGGGAGAGCUGCCUAACGGCUCCCGGGUCCCAAUGGAGAUCGUCCUGCUGAAAAAAGUCGGGACGGGCUUCCGCGGAGUUAUCAAGAUGCUGGACUGGUUCGAGCGGCCGGACAGCUUCAUCAUCGUAAUGGAGAGACCCGAGAACGUCAAGGACUUGUUCGACUUCAUCACCGAGAAAGGUGCCUUACCGGAGGACCUGGCGCGGAGCUUUUUCCGCCAGGUGCUGGAGGCCGUGCGGCACUGCCACAACUGCGGCGUGGUGCACCGGGACAUCAAAGACGAGAACAUUCUCAUCGACCUCCGCACCGGGGAGAUGAAGCUCAUCGAUUUCGGCUCCGGAGCCCUGCUGAAGGACACCAUUUACACGGACUUUGAUGGCACAAGAGUAUACAGUCCUCCAGAGUGGAUCAAGUACCAUCGCUAUCACGGGCGCUCUGCCACAGUUUGGUCCCUGGGUAUCCUGCUGUAUGACAUGGUGUGCGGGGACAUCCCAUUUGAACAUGAUGAGGAGAUCAUGAGGGGGCAGGUCUUCUUCCGGAGGAGAAUCUCACCAGAAUGCCAGCAGCUAAUCAAGUGGUGUCUGUCUCUGCGGCCAGCUGACCGCCCAUCCUUCGAGGACAUCUUCAACCACUCGUGGAUGCAGAGCACGUCCUCCUCUGUAGUACCGUCAUCUGUGCAGACAGAUAACCAGACCACAGAAAUCAGACUGCACAGCAUCGGCCACGAGCCCUCAGCCUUCACACCCACCCCCGUGGCCGUGGCUCGGUGAUAGGGGCGUGGACAGUUGGAAUUGGGCUGUUCUGGUCCGAACUGGACUGCACUGAUACAAAAGACUUAAAGCAGAGUGGAGAGGAACGUUGGCCACCACACCCCAGAGCAAAGUGUAUGGAACUGCACACAUCUGGCAGUUUCGGCCUGGCGGGUCAGACCCUCUCCACCGUCACGACCCCAACUACUUGAGUUUCCCAGCCAUUAGUGUCAUGACAUUAUCCUCGCUGGACGCUGAUCUAGGCACCGGACGUCCGUGAGUCUGCAAGAGGGCGUGCUCUGGACGCACCUGCUCUGAGCAAACACAGCACAUGUGUGGCUGUUGUGCUGAAUGGCAAGAGGACAGAGUUACAUAAGCUCUCGUUGCACCGCUCUCUCCCUCAAGAUCACAGCAAAGAGGGAAAAGCAAAGACGCUGGUGAAGAGAAGCUUGACUUUUGUUUUGUUUUUUUGUUUUCUCAAAGAAAAGUGCCUUCUGUGAGAUUGUUGGGGGGUAGGCGCCUGAAAAUACUUGAAUUUGUGAAUGCAAAAAGGCUUUUCAUCAAUGGCCUUUUUGCUCCUUACUCUCUACAAGGCUUUAUAGCGUUUAUUGCUGUCACUGUUUUUCCUCUCGUGGGCCUAGAUCAGUAAAGCCUAUGCCAUUUAUAACCACUACUAUCACUAUUUCUACUACUCCAAUGUCAUUAGCAACCAGACAACCUCAUAGCUCCGGCAGCAACCUGUGCAAACAAGUCAUAAAAAAAACAAAACAAAAAAAAACACUGGACUUACCUCACUCUUUACUACAGCAUCCACCUCUAUUCUACAACCUCUGCUUCCUCCUCCUUCUUGUGUUGUAUACAAACACAAGGCUUAGGCAACCGCUCAUUCACACCCACCUGAAUGCACACCACAAUGCAAAACCAUACCGAGAUACAACAUCCUCUGCUCUUUAAUUUUUUUUCUUAUAAACAGUGCCUCACGCAGGUCUUAAAAAAUCGCUGGGGACAAGAAUUGUAAAUAAGAAUGAUAUUUAUUAUUGUGUCUUCUUUUUCACACUCAAUGAGGUUUUGUUUGUUUUGGUCACAGAUCUUAUUUAUUUAUUUAUGAGAGAAUUUCGGCUGUUGGUGUGUGUGUGUGUGUGUGUGUGUGUGUAUAUAUACAAAUAUAUAUAUAUAUUUCAUUCCACCAUCACUGAAGGGCCCACAUUAUUUAAAAAGAAAAGCAGAGAUGUGACCAUAUUUAUGGCUUGAAAAAUUUGAAAAGAGCAGAUGUGUAUGUUUGUAUGUGUUGUACAUAACAUGUAAAUAGUCCCAAAAGCACUUCCAUCCUAAUGUAUGUAAACAUCCAAUGUCUACUGAUGGUAACUGGUUUUCGUUGCGCUGUUUGAGUGAAUGUUGUGAGUGUGAGUGAGAGACUGAGAAGACUUUUCUGGCUGCAUGAUCGCAGCUUGGAUAGUUUUUUUUGUUUUGUUUAUUUCCAUCUUUUCAAAUUAGAAUUGUAAAUUAUUUUAGAAGCUAUUUUUAUACAAUUUCAAUAAAUAUGUUUUUUUUAAAACUA
This is a messenger RNA of Oreochromis niloticus (Nile tilapia), 2896 nucleotides long. It is a transcript of the gene pim1, whose product is annotated as Pim-1 proto-oncogene, serine/threonine kinase. Gene Ontology annotation, molecular function: protein serine/threonine kinase activity; ATP binding. Gene Ontology annotation, biological process: negative regulation of apoptotic process; protein autophosphorylation. Gene Ontology annotation, cellular component: cytoplasm. The transcript has 6 exons. NCBI's taxonomy places the organism in Eukaryota, Metazoa, Chordata, Actinopteri, Cichliformes, Cichlidae. The record is from RefSeq and is a predicted model, not a curated record. Bases 361 to 1359 code for a protein of 332 amino acids.